Messenger RNA from Bactrocera tryoni, 2923 nucleotides. RefSeq lists its product as uncharacterized. The record is from RefSeq and is a predicted model, not a curated record. The transcript has 3 exons. NCBI's taxonomy places the organism in Eukaryota, Metazoa, Arthropoda, Insecta, Diptera, Tephritidae. Bases 264 to 2813 code for a protein of 849 amino acids.
UCAAGUGGAUGCUUACGCCAAGUUUUUGGCUGGCAAAUGUAUUUUUAUAUUUGCCAUAGAGGCAAGGAAAAUAAUUAAAGUUUUAUGAUAUGAAAUACGAGCCGCAGCGGAGGGUCAGUUUAGUUUGAUCAUUCGAACAGUAAGCGACGGUUUGCUUUAAAGCUUGAGUUCGUGACAUAAUAACAGUCCGCAAGGACGGAAAUAAGAAAAGCUAAGCAUCUAAACAGACAAUUUUUGGGCAACUUGUUGCGCAAUAUUAGACCAUGCAUUGCCAAUUUGUCUGUAUGUUGCAUAUUCUCGUGGUUGUGUUGGUGGUGGAAUUUAACGCCGUCGUUGUAGGACGCGACGUAGUGCUCACCCCUAAAUAUGGUCUACAGCAGAACGGAAAAAAUAUUUUUUAUGACGAAGAAGAUAAUGGAAGUGGAGCGCAAAAUCAAUCGCUCCUGCGGCCAUGGGAACGUACACUCAAACACGUGACGUACGUUACACUUUUCGCGAACGACAAAGCUGAUGCUGCUACCGGGAAUUUCAGUCAGCAAAAGGCCUACAACAACUUUCUGCAUUCCCCUUACCUGCCACAACACGGUGUUUUUGACACACGGUUUGGAGAUAUUGUUACGCUUGCAAGUGGACAUCUUGAGAAAAUAGGCAACGACUCUUUCCGGUUCGUGGAAGGACAAUGUGGUUAUGACUGUGAGAGCGAUCAUGUGUGGGCUUUGUGGCAAGUUCAGAAGAUACGACAUCGUGAUAUCAAUCGAAAAUUUCGUUAUGAAAUGAAAUUCAGUGUGAGUCCGUUGCGUGCCGAAAGUGUGGGUAAUGUUAAAAGAAAAGCGGAAUCUGACAGCAACAAUAGCAAAAGUAGUACGUUGCAAACAUAUAUACAACGAGAUGAUGACUAUCCACAUACAUUUGGGAGAAUAUUCUACAACGAUGACUCACGAUUUCCAGAUCGGCGGUUUGACGAUGUCACAGGUCGAAAUUUUAUGCUUGGAUCCGUGAAUCAGCACCGGCCGGCGACACCUAUGCCCCAACCGACUUUUUUGCAAAGCAUCUACCAGCCAUCUCCACACUUCCCUUCGCCAGACAAAUUAAAUAUUGGGGAGUAUAUAAAAGAUUACCCAAUUAAGACUGCACCAAAAAUAAAAGUAUUUCCGAAUUUACUGAGUACGGUAAGCCGGAAUUAUUAUCCCGCACCCACCACAUAUAGACCCAAUUACCAAACGAAAUUUCCACGCCCAGAACUAUAUCCACCCACAUUGGAGCAUGAAACCAUAAAAUUUCCAACGAAUUCUAACGAGUUAAAUUUGGCUGGUGGCGUUGGUAAAUUAUCUACACCUGUGGUCACGCAUCACUUCCACCAUCACUUUUAUAUGACGAGCACUACAAGUACCGAAAAUGAGCUCAGUAGUGCUGAAAAGCCUCUUAAUAAGCAAACUAACUCACAUAAAAGCAUAAUAAGCGAAACCACGGUACCUACAUCUUUCAAUAACUAUUACAAUACUGGCUUGAAAAACAGCUUCCAACAGGGUCCCCAGACAGUAAACCCCACAAAUUUUCCUAAAACGGAUACAGAGGUGCGCAAGGAGCAUGUAGUGCAAGUCACACCAGUAGCGCCAUUGAAGAGGCCAUACAUUUAUCAGAUGUAUCAGAUACCGAUUGACUCAAAAGUUCCUCUACUCAUUUAUCCAGGACCUGUAGUGGAGGAUGAACUACCUUUACCACGUAAUAAACCCUUUGUACAAAGCGAACCGAUGGAUGAAAAUCCCAUACGAUAUUCUGAACCUGAUCCACUUUACCUAAACCUAGCGCACAACCCUCCCCUUGACGGACAAUCUUACGAACUGGGCGCAUCUCAAUUGGAGUCGCCAAAACUGAAUCAAUACACAGAAUAUCCAGAUAUCGACAUAAAUCCAGUGAAAAGCAGAAAAGUAGUAAGGCCCUACUCGACAGCUACGCAAUUGCCCUCACCUGAUAGUGAUCAGGAUGAGCGCAUACCAUACGAAGAUGAAUCACAGGAGGUUGAUAAGCAAAAAAUCGAUUUAGAACAGAAAUCAAGCCAAAAAGACCUGCAAAUAUCGUUCAAAAAUAAGCAGCUUUACUCAAACACUGAAACGCAAAUGACCAGCAGCACGACGGCGAGCCUAAUAGUAGCUGACAGCAGUACGCCCCCAGCAACUACAACAAACACGACCACUCUUUCACCCACUACAAGAGAGUUGCUUGCAACAACAAUUCCUUCCUUACUGACUUUUGCUUUGCAAACAACGAAUUCGAUGCUUUCAUCCACAACUGCAAUGCCAUCCACGACAUCCAUAGACGAUGCCACGCUCCCGCCCAAGCAAGGCACACAAAACUUUAUUUCUACUUCUACAUCAGAGACGCCUUCACUACGCGCGAUCAGCCGCUAUCGACUGAAACAUGUGCGUCCCUCUACAACAAGCACCGAGCAGCCGGUGCUGAAGUGGAAACCUCGACGUAAACAUUCAUCGAAACAGUCUUCGCCAAAUAAUGACGUGAAACCGAACUCAGAAAUCAAUCCCGCGAAGGAAAACUCAGCUAAAACAGAUAAAAAACGUGUGUUGAAAGAGCAAAAUCAGAGACAUGAAAAUCAAUUGUCCACUGGAUUAGCGAACAAUUCAACCGACGCUGCCAAUAACAACCGGCUCCCAAAAAAAAGUAGUGAGGUAAUCGAAGUGCUUACUCAAAAAUCAGUUAGCAAGUCGGUGAGCAUCAAAGUCGGUAGCAAUGGUGAGGAAAUACCAGUUAUCGUUGAUGACAGUGAUCAUGGUGAGAAUGAGGUGAAAACAGAAUAAAAAGUGAAUUUUAUUUUUAUUUUGCUGUGUGCUUUGAAUACCAAAAAUUUAGUCUUUUAAUGAAAUUGCAAAACUUUACACUAUAAUUUUUCCAUGCAUAAAAAGUUAGA